This is a messenger RNA of Lentinula edodes (shiitake mushroom), 639 nucleotides long. RefSeq lists its product as uncharacterized. Bases 1 to 639 code for a protein of 212 amino acids. NCBI's taxonomy places the organism in Eukaryota, Fungi, Basidiomycota, Agaricomycetes, Agaricales, Omphalotaceae. The record is from RefSeq and is a predicted model, not a curated record. The transcript has 2 exons.
AUGGACUCUGUAAUGUUGAUGUGGGAGGGUAUGAUUGAGGCCUAUAUUUGUGAGGUUUUAGGUUACCCUGCUUCCCCAGAUCAUGUCCCGCCCCUGGUAGAAACUCCCAGUUCCAAUGCUCUCCUGCCGGCAAUUACCUCCUUGGUCACAGAUGAUGCUCGUUCCAUGCUAGGUGCAAGUAUCCCUGUGCCACGGAGGACCCCCUUGUUCUUACCAGGAUCCUUGUUGCCCACCUCUCCUCAUUCUCCUUCCCCCAUCCCUUCCUCCCCUUGUGUUCUUGACAUCUCUCACAAAGUCGUUGAUCUAACUAUAGAUGAUGCCGAGGACCUGUACGAGUUGCAGGAAGAGUUUCUUGCUCGGACAGGUGGGGCAGCGACACUCCUGCUCUUCCGUUCUUCCCUCCCUCUCCUCCCUGUCACUCCGUGUCUUUCAUUGCCUAUUCCCCCCGUCUGUCCUUCAAAACCUCCUCCUCAUCCUCCCGUGCAUCCCUUUCAAGAGAAGCCCAAUGCUUCUGCGACGGCUGCCACUUCCUUGGAUGGUUCUCGUGCCAACUUUGCAGGAGCCCAAGGGAGCCUGCUGUCACAAAGUGGCAGCGGUAGAGUGACUAAAGCAGGGAGGCAGAGCGGUAAUGCAGAGUGA